AGUUGCAUGCACGCUCUUUCUUCAGCAGCGAGUGGAUGCGGAUCUCGACCAGCGAGUCCUUGUCGAUGCAUUACUGUCCUGGUGGUAUGUGGAUGUUUAGAGACAUGGUAAUCCCGAUAGAUUGCUCGCGUGUAACCCUGUCCACAUCUCAAAUCUCGAGCAUGAGCUGGCUCUGUUGUGCUGUUCGUGAUUCAGCCAUUGCCACUCCUCAAUUAGCGUUGUUCUGCCUCCAUUAGGCCGCCCAAGAUGAACUCGGGCAAGUUCUUCCCCCUCAUGGUCGUGGCGCUCUCCAUAUAUCACACUGCAGCAGCUUCUAAUGCUGCCCCUGCCGCCGCGAACGCGCCAAUCUACUACGGAAGGCCAAACAACGGUGGUUACCCGUACCCCGCCACCACACCGGAAGCAGUAAAGCCUGGUGAAAACAAGACCGAGGCUCCUACUCCUCCAAGCGAGCCAAUUUACUAUGGACGCCCUAACAAUGGUGGAUAUCCCUACCCCACUCCAGCGACGCACGAUCCUGAAGGCAGCUAUUCAAGUGAGAACGCGACAGCCACUCCCGCCCCUGCGAACGUGCCGAUUUACAAUGGCAGGCCUAAUAACGGCGGCUACCCGUACACGAACACCCAGCCAUAGCCUAACGCUGUUAAGGACUAGAAAUUGUCAGUCUUUUGAGAAACUGAAAGCUCG
Phytophthora nicotianae INRA-310 is the source of this 687-nucleotide messenger RNA. RefSeq lists its product as hypothetical. Lineage: Eukaryota; Oomycota; Peronosporomycetes; Peronosporales; Peronosporaceae. The transcript has a single exon. The coding region runs from base 247 to 633 and encodes 128 amino acids. The record is from RefSeq and is a predicted model, not a curated record.